UAAUUCUCUUUAAAUAUAAAAGCUCUCAAUUAUAUAUCUGAGGUGCUGCAUUUUACCCCUCCAGUUCCUAAGCAACAGCUAUUUUCAGAUUGAGUGCGUCUGGUGUUGUCUACCUACUUCAGGCUUUUACGAGGUGGCUCGUCAGUGAAAGCUGGGCUGUUCUCUGUCUCCACUGGCUCCCUUUGUCGUGGCACUGUGAGGAGACAGAUGCUUUAGAGAAACGGGAGAAGCUUGGGUGUAACCGGUCUCGACCUUGCAGCUCACAAAAAACUUGUGUACCUCGGGGAGCUCUGCCAUCUACAAUGAAGCACAGGAGUCAGAAAUAAGGUUCUUGACACUGGUUUGGAAGAAGCCUUUUUCUCAAGUCCGGAAAAGCCUCUAGAGCCGAUUCGAAACCAUGAGCCGGAAAUCUCUGUACUUGCUGAAGCGUAGGUGGGAGUCGAUUCCCGCUGCUGACCAGUCCUCUGGUACCAGUAUCACAGUGGAUAUCGCUGUCAUGGGAGAAGCACAUGGGCUCAUCACAGACCUUUUGGCCGAUCCUUCACUGCCCCCCAACGUGUGCACAUCGCUGAGAACAGUGAGCAACCUGCUUAAUACGCAGUUAACCUUCCAGGCCAUCCACAAGCCAAGGGUGAAUCCUUUGGUGUCCUUCAGUGAGAACUACACUUGCUCCGACUCGGAGGAAUGUCCAGAAAAAGGAGAGAAACUGGCCAUUCCCAAGCGCUUACGGAGAAGUUUGCCUCCAGGACUGCUGAGACGAGUGUCCUCAACCUGGACCACAACAACAUCAGCCACAGGAUUACCUACACUGGAGCCAGCUCCAGUGAGAAGGGAUCGCAGUGCCAGCAUCAAACCCCAUGAGUCAUCUUCAUCCAGCCCUGACUCCUGGAACAGCUCAAUUCUGAUGACAAUCUCAAAGAGCAGGUCCUUCUCCACCUCCUAUGCCAUGUCUUCUACCAAUCACCUGAAUGCCAAAAGGCAGAGCCGGCAAGGUAUCCCACCAAAUAUUUCACCUCUCACCUCCCCAUGUCAUUCACCAAUUCAGGGGACCCCUGCCACAAGUCCUACUGGAAAAACAUCUUCUGUAUCAUUUCCAGACUCUACAGAUACUGACACCAAGCAGGGUUUAAAGCCACACAAAGUCUUAACAUCUUCUCAGAGUGCACCUCCCCUGUCAGAUCCUGUUAUCAGCCCCUCUGUCAUCUGCAGCAGCUGUGGCAGACCCUAUAACCAAAUAGAAGCUGGUGAUGGGACACUAAACAGAAAUGAUGCUACCACACACACCCUGAACAGAACAGAUGAUCCCGCGCAAGCCACUUCUGACUACGAGACCAACAACAGCGACAGCAGCGACAUCGUGCAGAACGACGACGAGACAGAUUGCUCCAAGGAGCAGACACGGAAGGGAUCUGUCUGUAGGUCCUACACGCCCGAGACCAUCAUCCUGCAUCCCUUGAUACCACCUGAGGACAAGCCUGUACUUGCUCCUGAGCCUCUGGUUAUGGACAACCUCGAUCCCCUGAUGGAGCAGCUAAAUAGUUGGAACUUCCCAAUCUUUGAUUUGGUGGAAAAAAUUGGAAAGAAAUGUGGUCGGAUUCUCAGUCAGGUAUCAUACAGGCUUUUUGAAGACAUGGGACUGUUUGAAACCUUUAAAAUACCAGUGAAGGAAUUUAUGAAUUACUUUCAUGCCUUGGAAUGCGGAUACCGAGAGAUACCUUAUCACAACCGAAUCCAUGCAACUGAUGUUCUGCACGCCGUGUGGUACCUUACAACUCAGCCCAUCCCGGGACUCCCAACCGUGAUCAAUGACCAUGGGUCAGCAAGCGAUUCAGAUUCUGACAGUGGGAUCACUCAUGGCCACAUGGGUUAUGUGUUUUCGAAGACGUACACGCCUACAGAUGACAGCUAUGGAUGCCUGGCUGGCAACAUCCCUGCCCUUGAACUGAUGGCUCUUUAUGUAGCUGCAGCCAUGCAUGAUUAUGAUCACCCAGGAAGGACCAAUGCCUUUUUGGUAGCAACGAGUGCUCCUCAGGCAGUGCUGUACAACGACCGCUCCGUCCUGGAGAACCACCACGCCGCUGCUGCCUGGAACCUUUUCAUGUCCAGGCCAGAGUACAACUUCCUGGUCAACCUCGACCACGUGGAGUUCAAGCAUUUUCGCUUCCUCGUCAUUGAGGCAAUUUUGGCCACUGACCUGAAGAAACACUUUGAUUUUGUCGCCAAAUUCAAUGCCAAGGUGAACGAUGAUGUUGGAAUUGACUGGACUAACGAGAAUGACCGCUUGCUGGUUUGCCAAAUGUGCAUCAAGCUGGCUGACAUAAACGGGCCUGCAAAAUGCAAGGAUUUGCAUCUGCAGUGGACAGAAGGCAUCGUCAAUGAGUUUUAUGAACAGGGUGAUGAAGAGGCCAGCCUGGGCUUGCCAAUCAGUCCUUUCAUGGACCGCUCUGCUCCUCAGCUGGCACACCUCCAGGAAUCGUUCAUCACUCACAUUGUGGGACCACUAUGUAACUCCUAUGACUCAGCGGGGCUGAUGCCAGGAAAGUGGAUAGAAGAUAGUGAUGAAUCAGGAGACACUGAUGAGCAAGAAGAGGAAGAAAUAGCAGAAAUGGAAAGUUGUGAAAAUGCUGAAUCCCGAAAGAAGAAGUUCAAGAGGAGGAAAAUCUACUGUCAGAUCACUCAGCACCUGCUUCAGAACCAUAAAAUGUGGAAGAAAGUAAUUGAGGACGAGGAGAGGUUAGCUGGGUCAGAGAAGCAAGGUGCAGAGCAAUCCCCGCUGCACCAAUCUUCAGAACAAAUCCAGGCCAUCAGGGAAGAGGAGGAGGAGAAAGGGAAGCCCAAGAAGGAUGAAGAGGAGAACACGACUGUAGAACCAAACCAAUGACAAUAUUUACAGCAGUAUUUUAAGACAGAUUGACUUGUGCACAGACUCUUUCUCAAGCCAGCACAGCAUUUAGACACAACACUGUAGAAGUAUGGGAUAAUGCGCCUACAGCUGUUUAAUUUGUUUCUCUUUCCUUUUUAUGGUGAGGUACAUUGUUUAAACUCCUAUGCUCGAGGAAGCUUUCACACUGCAACACCGGCUUUUACAGACUUUCUUUAAAAGAGAUUUGGGGGUGGGUGGAGUUAUAUAAAUAUAUAUAUAUAUAUAUAUAGCCAGGGUUAUUGGCUGCACACUUCAGCAAAAUACAUUUAGUGAUAUAUUAUGGUCACUGUGAUAUUUACAGAAGAAAGUUACCUAAGGAAAUGCUGCUUCUGAAGAACAUUUGCAGUUAACAGUAAGGUACCAGUUAAGUAGCUUUUGCUCUUAAUGCUGAGGGAUAAAAGUUCCAAAGCUUUAUAUGAAUGCUGAUAUAUCCUGCCAACACGUAUGUGUGUGUGAGGGGGUGUUUGCAAGUGUGAGUGGAUGUCAGGAAAUACAGCAUAGUUUGAGUUCUUACUACACUAGCUGUAGCACAUGUCCCAAUACAUGACAACAAACAGAAGGCCCGAAUUUUAGAGAAUUAGUGCCCACCGGGGAAGUGGAGCCCAUUUUGAGGAGCUCUGCAUUCCCCAAAGGCCUCCAAGUCCCAGUCCAGCUGCAGGCAGCAGCCUUUCAGCAGAGGCUGGCCCAGGUUGUCAGCCUGGCCCUGUCUGGCUGUGCAGGCUCCUCCUCCUCCUCCUCUUCCUCAGCACUUCCCACACUGCUGGCGAAAGGGAUGUGCCAGGAAGGCUAUUUUCCAAAGGGGUCCCGGGGGACUGUGUGACACACUGCUCUUUCCCUGGAGAGGACCUGGCCCUCUGUGUGAAUGGCCGUGUGGGGCAGCGUGUGUGUGUGUUUGGGCAGGAGGGAACAGAGAGCAGACGUGUCCUUGGAAGCGAGAGGUGCAUUGUCAGCUCCCACCACAGCCUAACGCCUCCGUGCAUCAAUGACCAAAU
This is a messenger RNA of Empidonax traillii (willow flycatcher), 3915 nucleotides long. It is a transcript of the gene PDE3A, whose product is annotated as phosphodiesterase 3A. The record is from RefSeq and is a predicted model, not a curated record. Gene Ontology annotation, molecular function: 3',5'-cyclic-AMP phosphodiesterase activity. The transcript is spliced from 15 exons. Bases 398 to 2881 code for a protein of 827 amino acids. NCBI's taxonomy places the organism in Eukaryota, Metazoa, Chordata, Aves, Passeriformes, Tyrannidae. Gene Ontology annotation, biological process: oocyte maturation; positive regulation of oocyte development. Gene Ontology annotation, cellular component: cytosol.